AUGAACCCGUCACGACUCGGUCGCUCUAUUUCCUUUUGGCUUCGCGAGUCACCAUGGAGGAGUAACGUUUGCAUCGGGACGACAAUUGGAUGUUCAGCCGAUAUCAUAACCCAGGUGUUGGUAAGGAACUCAUGUGCGCGGAGGGAUCGUGUUCUGUCGCAGGACGACUCUCCACUGCUAGUAAGAUGUCCCAAUUUUAUUCACAGAUUGCUGACUCGCCUCAGGUUUGAGAAGGAUAAUACUCCUGCUCCUUUGAUUGACCUUCGGCGCAGCUUCAUCUUUUGUAGUUUUACAGUCGUAUUUAACACUUUUUUUUUUCUAUCUUUGUAUCGGCGGCUUGAUGCACUUUUCCCACCAGCUGCCAUAACUCGGUGCCGGUCGCUCUUGAAGGGUUUUUUGAGUUGGAUAGCAGCCAACGCUACAACACCGCUGUAUCUCUCGUAUGUAGCAACGCUGAGUCAUUAUUUUAUUUACCGUACGGGUCGUCGCCAGCUUUGCGCAACUGAGGACGGCGACUUUGGGUGGACUGUGGAUGUUCCGAUUUUUCUAGGAGGGGUGGAAAAGCAGUUGGAUCGACAACUGAGAGAAGACUGGCCUGAUAUGAUUCAGUACAGUCUUAUCUUCUGGGGCGUAAACUGGAUUCCGUUGUUUUACUACAUUCCUUCUCAUUUUCGUUAUGUUUACAGUUCUUUCUUACAAGUAGCGUGGUGUGCCAUUAUGUCUCACUUGAUGCACCGUUAA
Molecule: messenger RNA, 741 nt
Organism: Trypanosoma cruzi
Lineage: Eukaryota; Euglenozoa; Kinetoplastea; Trypanosomatida; Trypanosomatidae
Exons: 1
Coding region: 1-741 (246 amino acids)
Cellular component (GO): membrane
Source: RefSeq, a predicted model, not a curated record